AUUGCCACGCCCAAACCCCCUGCAGCCCACCCAUAACUAGCGAUGGUAUGCCCGGAGGGUGGAGGAGGUGCCACCGCCAUCGAGCAGCAGGAGUGCCUAUGCGUCAUCAAGGACCCCCGGAAGGACUCACAGCAGAAGCGGUUCUGCGUUAAGGUUCGCUCCGCGUACACGGUGGCCAAGCUGUACGAGGAUGUGGCCACCCAGACGAUCUUUCCGGACUUUGAGCUGGUAAUGCCGAACAGCGGUGCAGAUGCCGUUGACUACGAGGAGGCUGCGUUCGAUGGGAUCUCCCUGCACGACAAAAAACACAAAAAGCUAAUCGAUGUCGGCAUCGACUUUGGCAUCCGCAACACGCUGCACAUAAUUCCCCGCGUGGAGGACUACUCGAGCGCGAACAUCACGGUCGAAACGGAGAUGUCUUCCGACGACGAUCUGGCGCUAGGGGCGUCGGCCAGUCCGGUCGAGUCGGCCAACUACAACAUGCCUGCACCGCCACCCCUGCCAGCGUUGACCAGCCCGACGUACUCGGCGGCCGCGUACGGUACAAACCAGAGCAUUACCACGUCCAGGUUGCGGCAUUACAACGGUAGUGAUCAGCCUUCGUCGUCCGGGGGGAGCAGUAACAACUACCGUGGCUUGGUGAACCAGGCUAUGACCUGUUAUUUGAACAGUUUACUUCAGGCUCUGUUUAUGACGCCGGAGUUCCGGAACGCAUUGUACAAGUGGGAGUUUGACGGUAAGGACGAAGCCAAAUCCAUCCCGUACCAGCUGCAGCGACUGUUUGUGAACCUUCAGACGUCUCCGAAAUCUGCGGUUGAGACUACCGACCUGACGCGCAGCUUUGGGUGGGAUUCGGCCGAGGGUUGGCAACAGCACGACAUCCAGGAACUGUGCCGCGUCAUGUUUGACGCGCUGGAGCAAAAGUUCAAGCACACCAAACAGUCCGACCUGAUCAACCGGCUGUACGAAGGUCGCAUGAUCGACUACGUCAAGUGUCUAGAGUGUAACACGGAUAAACAGCGCGAGGACAAGUUCCUGGACAUUCCGCUGCCGGUGCGGCCGUUCGGAAGUACCGUCGCGUACGAAAACAUUGAGGACGCGCUGCGGGCGUUCGUACAGCCGGAAAUCCUGGACGGCAACAAUCAGUACCACUGCGAGACGUGCAACAAAAAGUGCGACGCCCACAAGGGCCUCAAGUUCACCAAGUUCCCGUACAUCCUGACGCUGCAUCUGAAGCGGUUCGACUUUGACUACCAAACCUUGCACCGUAUCAAGCUGAACGACAAAGUUACCUUCCCGCAAACGCUGAACCUGAACAACUUUGUGAACGCGGUGCCCACUCAGUCGCCGACAGCAGCAACCGCUCCCGAGGUCACCACCAACGGCCACAACGGAACCACGGUGACAAACGGCCAGUCGGCUCAGAUGGAGACGGCGGAGAAUUUCAUGAAGACGUGCGACGAGUGCAGCACCACCGACAGCGGGUCCGCCCUCGAGGAGGAUUCGGCCUUCCAGAACGGGGGCGGUGGCACUUCGGUGUCUUCCACGACGACCACACCAAACGAUCAGUUUAUGGCGCAGGACGAUGACGAGGGCAUUGACAUGGAGCUGAACGGUGGCUCGCCCUCCGUCAGCAACUUCAACGCGCCCGGUCCGUACGUGUACGAGCUGUUCGCGAUCAUGAUCCACUCGGGCAGUGCCAGCGGUGGCCAUUACUACGCGUACAUCAAGGACUUUGACUGUUCCAAGUGGUUCUCGUUCAACGAUCAGACCGUUUCGACGAUUACCCAGGAAGACAUCCAGAAGUCGUUUGGAGGGGGAUCCUCCAAGACGUACUACUCGGGCGCGUACAGUUCCAGCACGAACGCGUACAUGCUGAUGUACCGGCAGAUCGAUUCGUCCAAAAACAGUCACCCCAUCAAGGAGGAGGAGUUCCCCGACCACAUCAAGAAUCUGGUCGGAAAGAUCCGCGACUCGGACGCGGCCGGUCGCAGCCCGAUCGACUCGGACGCGCUGCACCUGAAGGUGUACUUUGACAAUCCGCGCACGCGGGCCAUCAAGAGCUACAAGAUGUACCUGCUGAACGACAGCACGAUGACGGAGGCGCUGGAGGAAGCGUACCGGACGCUGCAGGUCAAGGGCAUCGUGCCGAUCGAGCGGUGCCGCCUGGUGGCGUACGAUCGCGCCCGCGAGGAGAUCGAGCGGAGCUUCGAGGGGGAGGACGAUAAGAGGAUUGACGAAGUCAUGCGAUCGCUGGAAAAGUGCAGCGAAGUCCUGCUGGAAACGCGCGAAGAGCACGAGGUGUUCGAGCCGUACCUGCCGGAGGGCGUCAUGACCAAGGUGUACCGCAUUGACCUGGCCACCCGCGACGUGGACGGCCCGAUCUCGAUCCGCGCCAGCAAAACCCAAACCGUACUGGACUACAAGGUGAUUGUGGGCCGCAAGCUGCAGCUGAACCCUAAGUCGCUGAUGCUGGCGGUGAACGAAUACAAGGAGGUCAGCAAGAUUUUGGGGGAUAAUGACGCUACGCUGCGCGACGCCGGCUUCAUCCAGUACUGCAAGGUGUUUGUGACGGUGAACAAUUGCGCGGAAGAUGCGGACUUUGGGGCGAAGUUCAAGGCGUUCGUCUCGCGGCUCGAUCACAUCAUUGGGAUGUACUUUGUGCUGCCGAAUAUGGAUCCUGAAUCCCUCAAGAAUCUGUCGAUUCCACGGUACGUUCCAAAGACGAUCCCGACGACGACGACGACGUCCACGCCGGACGUCCAGAUGGCGGGCAACGACAGCAACAGCGAGGACAGCAGCCUCAGCGACAACGAUCGGACGCUGGUGGAGGACGAUCUGCACACGGCAGCGGCGGCGACGAAUGGCGAUACGCACCUGACCAACGGGUUCAGCAAUGGCGGGUCGACCAACGGUGGUGGUGGCGCCGGUGGCUUCGUAGACGAGGACGACGAGGAGGAGACGUACCUGGCCGAGUGGAGAAACAACGAUUACUACUUCAAGGUGACCCCGGUCGAGUACCACAACCCGAACGGGGACUCGGGCGCCGAGGACGACAGCAGCAGCAGUAGCGACGGCGAGAAGGUCAUUCGGGUUCUGAUCGAUAAGCGGGCCAGCCAUGGCUAUCUAAAGUAUCGUCUGCAGUCGCAUCUGCACGUGCCGAUGGAGUAUUUCAAGCUGAUUAAGAACUCGGGCUCUGGAAGUCAGCAGGAGGUGACGAUCCUGAAGGAGGAACUGAACUCGUACAAGGACGGUGACCGCCUAACGAUCGAGCUGGGUCGGGUACUGCGCAAGGGCGAGUACAAGGUCAGCCUGUACUACCUGAACGUGGAGCAGAUGACGGACGAGUCGGAGAAGCUGCCCUUCCUGUGCACCUGGAUCGUGCGCAACGGGCAGCAGGUUGGCCAGGUCAAGCGUGACAUAUUGGCCCACCUGGCGACACUCGCCAACCACAAGGGUGCGCCGCCCUUCGAUAGCUGCCGAUUGCGCAAGAAGUGCUGGAAGAGCAUCUCCAAGGUCUACACGGACGACAUGCACAUCGGGGACGAAACGGUCAAGCUGACGAGCAAUUCCGAUCUGAUCCUGCAGGAGUGCGAAGAUCUGGGCAUGGUGACCCCCACGCACUACAACGACGUGGUUCUGCUAGUCCGACGAUGGCAACCAGCCGAGAUGAAGCUCGGAAAGGUCCAGGAGAUCCUGUUUCCAAACAAGUGCGAACUGAAGAACCUGCUGUCCCAGCUGAGCGGCAUCCCCGAGGAGAACCUCGAGUACGUCAAGCUGCAGCUGCGCGAUUCGGUGUCCUUGCUGACGAUCCACACCGGUCUGCAGUGGACGUCGACGCCGGCGCGAUCCGACGACUACACCUGCAGCAACAACUUCCAGGACGGCAACAUGGUCUACUACCGUGACAAAACGGAACCGCUGCUGGAGCUGACUCCGGAAGAGCGCAAGGAUCUCACCAAGAAGGACACCCGCGCCAGCUCGACGUACUCGCCGCGCAAGGAGCGCGCCCUCAAGAUCUACGUGGACGCUUCGCCCAAGAAGGCCGACGACUGAUUGCAGCUGGUGGCGACGAUGACGACGGCGGCGGCCACUUCCGGCGGUGCCAAGCGAAGAAAGUGUUGCAUGUGAUUAUACCGAAGCCUGAGCCAGUAAGAGCGAGCAGCAGCAGCAAGAGUAGAGAAGAAGCAGCGCGCUUGUUUGCAGCAGCAGCAACUUGUAAGUUUGAACGUGUGUGUGUGUAUGCGUGUGAAUGUGCGUCAAACUUGUGUAUAGACGAUGUGACGGGGAACGAGUGAAUGAGACAGAGAGAGAGAGGGUUAUGGUUCCAGAUACUUGUCGGCCCGUUACCGAGAUCACUCGACGACUGGAACUGGUUUCCGUAAUUUGGUUUUUUGAUUCGGUUCUGGUUGGUCUCGCGCGUAUGUUUUCCGUUUUGUUAUCUCUUUGUUUAAGAAGAAAAUAUCAUGUUGGUUGUAAGGUUGCACCCCCCUCCUCCUUCCCACCUUUCUGAGUUCAGGCAGGAAAUUCCCCUCAAGCCUAUGUUUUUCUUCCAUCCCUUUCCCCUUAAAAAAUUAGAUAUUUCCCCCUUCCUUCAAACAAAAAAGGACAUUUAAAUAGUUGAAAAAAAGUAACCCGGAACAGAACCAUCGGCAAACGCCACGAACAGAAGAGAAUUUGUAGAACGCAAGCGCGAGCAUAAUAUAAGGCCUAUCAGCAAUUAUUUAUAACAUAGUAUUGCAUUCGUUUACAGUAUACAUAAUCUUCUAUUUUUAAUUCUAUAUUUUCACCCCACUCAUAAGUCGCAUAAGUCACAAAACGGCCGUAUAAAAGUGAGUGUGUCGUUUGCACUGCACACCCACACACACACAUAUACACUUGGUAUUGUGGUUGUUCAUCUUCAUUUUUGUUUGGUUUCGACACGUUCGACGGCGAUGAAUAGUGUAUCAUUGAUAGUUUUAAUAUGAUUAUUAUUACACCACACCACACCAUCAUCAUUAUAACUAUGGUUUGCGGAAUGCGCAAGCGCAAGUGCAAGCAAAAUGUGGAAUAAAUCUACCAAGAAUUGCUGUGGAAAGCAAAGCAAAAAAAAAAA
Culex quinquefasciatus (southern house mosquito) is the source of this 5095-nucleotide messenger RNA. RefSeq names its product ubiquitin carboxyl-terminal hydrolase 47 (gene Usp47). Bases 43 to 4056 code for a protein of 1337 amino acids. Gene Ontology annotation, molecular function: cysteine-type endopeptidase activity; cysteine-type deubiquitinase activity. The record is from RefSeq and is a predicted model, not a curated record. Gene Ontology annotation, biological process: protein deubiquitination. NCBI's taxonomy places the organism in Eukaryota, Metazoa, Arthropoda, Insecta, Diptera, Culicidae. Gene Ontology annotation, cellular component: nucleus; cytosol. The transcript is spliced from 12 exons.